This is a messenger RNA of Bacillus rossius redtenbacheri, 3374 nucleotides long. Its product is annotated as dynein light chain Tctex-type 5-B-like. The record is from RefSeq and is a predicted model, not a curated record. Bases 111 to 458 code for a protein of 115 amino acids. NCBI's taxonomy places the organism in Eukaryota, Metazoa, Arthropoda, Insecta, Phasmatodea, Bacillidae. Gene Ontology annotation, molecular function: dynein intermediate chain binding. Gene Ontology annotation, biological process: microtubule-based movement. Gene Ontology annotation, cellular component: cytoplasm; cytoplasmic dynein complex. The transcript is spliced from 3 exons.
AGAGGCGCGAUGCCGCGCGCCAGGGGAGUCCACCUGCAGUCCCGUGUGUCGUGAUCGGGCCACGCCGAGUUGAACCCCUUUACUGCGACCUCCCGUUCACGUCCCGGCUGAUGAACACGUACCGCCUGGAGCCGAAGAUACCGCUCGUGCCGGACCGCGUGGCGGCGGUGCUGAAGGAGGUGCUGGACCAGGGGCUGGGGGAGGCCAGGUACGACCCCGACUCCUGCGGCGACCUCGCCACCGCCCUCAGUGCCGAGAUACGCAGCAGGGUCAAGGAGCUCCUGUUCGACAGGUACAAAAUAGUAUGCUGCGUGACCAUCUGUCAGAAGAACCUUCAGGGCGUACACUCGGUGAUGCGCGGGCUGUGGGACGUGGCGAGGGAUAAGCUGGUGGUCCACCACUUCGAGAACACACACAUCGUCGCCGUGGGCUGCGUGGUGGGCGUCUACUUGGAGUAGUUCCUGGCUCCUCCGCGCGGCGCGUGGUGUGUGUGUGCUUGGAGUAGUUACUGUCUCCUCCGCGCGGCGAGCUGUGGGCGUGUGCUCGGAGUAGUUCCAGGCCUCUCCGCACGGCGCGCACGCUGCAGGAGCUCUUCCCCAGCCUAAAAGUGCACACGGCUGCUUUAUGAACUACGCAACAAUGUCCAGCAACUACCUUUUAGAGAACCGGUUUUUAAACUACACACGUAUUUCUUGCGUUUAGGCUUGUAUUAAGAUGACCAUAUUUAAACAUAAGCAUUCCAGAAAACUUUUCAAGACGCAGACGUUAAGUGCAUAGAAGCUUUAAAUGUUAUUAUUUUUCCUACACACCAUGUUUACACUUAUAAAAAAUUCACACAGUGAAAGAAAAUAACUGUUUUAAAUUAAAUUAUUAAAAAAUUGUGUAUUCAUAAAAAAUGAAUUUUCAAAAUAAUCCUUUUAUUAUUAAUAGGCGUUUACUCUUAUACAAUUUUAAGAUAUAUGGUGAAGUCUUGCGACUUGCGAGCCUUAUAAACGAUGGUGAAGUCUUGCGACUUGCGAGCCUUAUAAACGACUGUGAUUUUGUUGUGUGUUGCGCUAUUGCGUCUUUGCGUUCCUUUCGUAGUUUACAAACCCGACCUUCAUCCUCCAUGUUGAAUAUGUAGUUUUCUGGUAACUGCAGAGUUUUAUGAAGAACUAUUCAGAAAGUGAGAUUAUAGAAGCACUCUUGUUUGUGUUACCCAGCUGUAACAAUCCAGAAUAUGGCCUCAUAGCGAGUGACCAACAAGUGGAUGGCCACGUCUGUAUGUUACGUGGUAACCAGGCGAUGCCGUUUGGUCUGCACCAUAUUGCUUAGACGCCCAAAACAUUGACUGAAGAGUAGUGUUUGCUUUGUGGCCAAACAGUUUUAAAAAUGGAUGUAUUUUAUAGAAGUGAGUGUGCUUAACGACGAAGAUUCUAAUUAAUACUUAAUAAUCAUUAUCAGACGUGGCCAAGCACCAUUACCGAUAUAUAUUUUGGGCGAGACAAUAUAGCGAUGAAAAAAAAAAAAACUGACUUUAACUACGUCACAGUAUGCCAUCUCUUGACAGUUCAUAAAUUCGUGGUUAUUACGAAUAUUGGCCUGACGUUCAAACAAACAUUAAAUAACAAAUACCAUAAGUACAUCGUGCCACAGAUUUUUGAUACAGAACACGCUAUACAAUGUUUAUAUAUGGGAACAUUCGAAAAGAAGAUGUCGAAGAUAAAAAGUGAUGGUAAAAAUAUGCAACAACAACAUGGCUGGUGAAGCCGCACUUAACGCAGCUGUUCACCUGCAGCCGUGCUAAGCACGCCAUUUUGAUGCAGAACUGGCUCGUGCUGUUGCUUGUAACACCUCAAUACAACCUCAAGCUGGUGCUUCUAGUGCGUAUUCGCCUCUAAGUGCAAGGCUCUGAACUGGUGCGCAGUCUUCUUGUCGUGCAUAGGGCAACUAUAAUAUUUGAGCGGUAACCAUAGCAUUAUAUGGCGUAGAAAUGAAGAUAAAUUUAUAAUGCAAUUCUCUUGAGCGCUUUCACGCACCUAGUCAUUUUCAGUCUUCUAAAAAUACAGUUUAGAAACAAAAUACGGAAACAGAGCUACUCAUCCGCCCUCAGUGAUUUCUUAAAUUAUUUUCGUAAACAAACACCACUCUGUGGUUUCUUCUGAAGCUCUGCACACCGUAUGUGUGCCCACGAAGACGGAGGCCUACAUACGUCAAUUUGGCAUGUUCCUAAUUCUCCUAUUCCAUAAUGCGUCUAAUUGACUAAAAAUAUACUGGAAAUAGAUUUUCAACUGUGUUUUCUGACUGUCCUAGCUUUCUUAUAUAGUACUUUUAAUUUAGUUUAAGAAGGAUGAAAACUUUAAAUACUUCAUGUUUAAGGUCAGAUGAUAGGCCUGUCUAAAAUUAUCAAUGUAUAAAGCUUUGUCAGAAUAAAAGUAAAGACUUUUUUUUUAAGAUGACCAUAGUUUGCAACUCAGUUUUGUUAUAAUUAAAAGGAUAAUGAUGUAAUACAUAAAAGAAUCAGUAGAAUUUAACUGAGGAUAUGCUUGAUAUAAUGAGAAAAUAUUUCAUUACAUAACUUUGAAUUUGAUGUACCUUGAAUGACUCUAUUGGUGAUCAUAUUCCGUGCUUUAUUGUUUGUUUAACGUUAGUUGGAUUUUCAGAAUUUUGUAUGAAAUAUCGACGUUCAAUGGCGGACGCAAGGGGCAGGGGGAAUGGGGGUUAGUGAUAUUUCGAUGAAGGCAGUUUAUUGUAUUUGGUGAUGCAGCCGGAAACAACAAGCUACACACACAGGCCGUGGCUCAUGUAGGGACUGAUAAUGUGACAGUCCAAACACAUUCUUGUCGACGUAAGUUAUUCGAAAAUACAAAUUGUAAUUUUUUUUCUAUUCACAAUCAUUCCCUCUUUCACAACACAAAGAAAAUAAAUUUUGUACCCGCCACUGUCGACGUUGGGUUUUAAAUGUAUUAAUUACAAUAAAUGUUUUAUUUUUCAAGCACUAACCUGAUGUCUACAUGGUCAAGUCAAAUUAACUUAUUAAAAUUAUUUGUGCUCUUUAUCAUAGUUGUACUUAGAUAUGGCUUCCUUAACAUUGAUAAAAAUCAUCCUCAAUCAGACUGCUUUUAAAGAUCAAAUAAAUUACUUCUUAGGUGUACUUUUGCCGAUGAAUAUGAUUUUGUAAAUUAAGUGUUCAGUGCAUCUUUUAUUUAUUUACAUAAUCAAUUGUUGGACAUGAAGGAAUUGCGAUUUCUUAUCAGCUACACUCAGUACAGAGCCAGCGGUUAUUUCAGAAAACGUAAGACAAAUAUUCAUUUUGUGUUUUUUUGUAAUGCUACUUUAUUUUUGUAUAAACAACUAUCCUAUAUCUCUGUGCAAUAUUGUACGAACAAAAAAAA